AUGCUGGUGUCCCAGUUUUAUGCCUCCGAGGACAAGGGGGAGCAGCAGCAUCACUGGAGGCCCAAUGAGGGGGAGGCCAUGCAGGGCAGGGCGAGCGCCUGCUGCCGCCUGCAGCAGAACCAGGUGCUCCUGACGGCGCUGGAGGUGCUGCAGGCACGCUGUGCUGGCCUGAGGAAGGAGAACAGCUUUCUGCGCAAGAGCUGCUUCCCGGAGACCCAGGAGAAGGUGAGGCAGCUCAAGAGGAAAAACGCUGAGCUUGCCGUCAUCGCAAAGCGCCUGGAGGAGCGGGCGCAGAAGCUGCAAGAGGCCAACCUCAAGGUGGUAAAUGCACCAGUCGCUGUGAAGGGCUCCUGCACCGGCCUCUGCAGGAAGGCGCUCGCCCGCCAGCAGGCCACGGACCUGCGUGAGCGAGCCAGCCUGCUGCUGGCGAAGGACAAGCAGAUCAGCGCUUUGCAGCAGGAGUGCCAAGAGCUCCAGGCAAAAAUCUCAUCUGGAAAGGGAGGUCCUCACCCGCCUCUCCAGGACUUCCGCCAGCUGCUCCGCGAGUCUCAGAAAGAGGUGCUGCGCCUCCAGAGGCAGAUUGCACUGAAAGAGGCCAAGGCGUCCCGCAGCCCAGGCCUGGGAGAUGCUGCCGUGGCUCUGGCAGCGGGAUCGGGGCCGCCCACACGAGCCGCCUUCAUUUGUUCGAACGGCUUUGCGCCACAGCAGCGGGACGAGCUGCCUUCAGCAACGGAGGCCGCCGGCAAGACCGGCCUGGCAGUGGCCCCGGGAAGCCCACAGUCCCCAAAGGAAGGGGUUGCCAUCUCCCCCGAGAUUAAGCAGCAGAUCCAGCAGCUGGAAUCUGAGCUGCGAAAGAAGAGGAAGCAGUGUGAAAACCUUGAGCACGAAGUCAGGAAAAAGCACAAGAAAUACGCUGAGCUCGAAAUCCGACUGCAGGACGUGCAGAACAACAAUUUCCGGCUGUCUGAGGAGAACAGCCUGUUGCACGGGCAAGUGCGAUGGACAGAAAAGGUGGAAUCAGAAAACGCUGACCUGAGGCGGCAGGUGGCCGUGGUGACCGAGGAACGCGACUUGGCUCGGCAGGAAGCCCGGGAGCUGCAGAGCAGGCUGGAGAGCCUCGGGCAGGUGCUGGAGCGCACGAGAGAAGUGGCGGAGCGCAGCCGGCAGCUGGAGCGCGAGCACGAGGAGGCCCUGGAGGCCCUGCGGGAGAAGCGCGACGAGGUGCACCGGCUCCGGCAGGCCCAGGAGGAAGCAAGGAGCUCACACGAAGGAGCCGUCCAACUCUUGGAGGUAACAUCUGGCGCUCAACAGGCCCGGGUGAGGGAGCUCGAGGAUCAGUGCCGAAGCCACGCGGAGCAGUUCAGCUGCCUCUCCCAGGAGCUCCGGUGGUUUCGCCUGCAUGCUGGGAAGACGGAUCUCCUGCUCCUCUCUCCACCUCCAUCCCUGGAGACCUCGGGGGCUGCCUUCACGGCCUGCCCGUCAGGCCCACCGCUGCCGGACGGCUCGAAGGAGGAAGGUCCAGAAGACGUCCCUGAGUCUCUGCAGCGCAACAGGAAGGUGCGGGAUGAUGAGGCGGGGGGGUUCUCCCAAGCGACGCCUCUGCUGGCCGGUCCAGGGUUGCCCGCCGUGGCCAGAAGUCCAGGCACAGGUGUCCCUCCGCUUGCAUCCAAGAAGGCAGCCAAGAAGCCAGAGUCCCAGUCCAGCUCCUCGCGGUCCGACUCCCCCCAGAACAGCCCCAAAUCUUGCUCCACUCCUGAGGUGGACACGGCCAGUGAGGUGGAGGAACUGGAGGUCGACAGUGUCUCGCUGGCUCCAGAGACCACGAUCCACAGCCCGAUGAAGCUCCGCGUCUUCCUGGCGCGAUACAGCUACGACCCUUUUGAUGGCCCAAAUGAGAACCCGGAGGCAGAACUGCCACUGACGGCGGGAGAGUACAUUUAUGUCUACGGAGAAAUGGACGAGGACGGCUUCUUUGAAGGAGAGCUGGUGGAUGGUCGGAGGGGCCUGGUCCCCUCUAACUUUGUGGAGCGCAUCUCGGACGCUGACCUCGUGACCCCCGUGUCCCCCGAGCUGCAAGAUCUCUCUCCGGGCUCGCCCCUUGAGCGGAGCUUCCUCAGCCCGAGCAUCAGCAGUGGGGGAAGAAGCGACUGGUCGACGGAGGAGCCGAGCUGCAGCGCGACUCCCUCAUGGCCGGCAGGGCCCCCAGGGGAGGGCGGCGCCCCCCGGGCAGUGCCUUGCCCCAGAAAAGUGACGCUGCUCGAGCGGAGCGGAGGCGGCCUCGUGGUGGGGUGGGAGCCCCCCUUGCCGGCCCCUGGCGCCCCGGCCAUCCAGAGCUACAGCGUCUACGUGGACGACGAACUCCGCCAAGCCACCGAGGCCGGCGCCCCGACCAGGGCCGUGCUCGAGGACCUGGACCUGGAGAGCCGCAGCUACCGGGUCUCGGUGCAAAGCGUGUCUGAGGGCGGGCGCUCCAACGGGCUGCAGUGCACCGUCUUGGCGGGGCGUGACGUCGCCCUGGCCCCGAGCCGGCUCACGGCGCGCAGCCUCACGGCCAUGUCGGCGGAGGUCUGCUGGGCGCCCUGCAGCAGCAACUUCCCGCACACCGUGUACCUCGACGGAGAGGAGUGUGGCACGACGAGGGCCGGCACCCAUCAGUACACCUUCCGCUGCCUGCAGCCGGACACUUCCUACGUGGCCGCCGUGGAGGUCCGGCCUCAGCCGGGGUCCCGGGAGCCCGCCCUGAGCGAGCCGGACCAGCCGCUGUCGGCAGAGAUCCGCUUUACAACGCCCCCCGCGGGGUCUCCCGAUGCUCCGCUGGAUGUCCGAGUGGAGCCCGGCCCCAUGCCUGGCAUCCUGGUCAUCAGCUGGCUGCCGGUCACCAUCGACGCUGAAGGGUCGUCGAACGGGUUGCGGGUCACCGGCUACGCUGUGUAUGCUGACGGGCAGAAGGUGAUGGAGGUCACCUCCCCCACGGCGGGCAGCGUCCUCGCGGAGGUGUCCCAGCUGCAGAUCCUCCAGGUGUGCCGGGAAGUGUCCGUCAGAACCGUGUCCCUUUACGGCGAGUCGGCAGAUUCGGUCCCGGCGCAGCUCCCAUCGGCCUCGCCGGAAGUCAAGGGCUGUCCUGCGCGCUCCAGCUGCAGCUGCCUGGCUGCUCAGCUCUCGCACGGGCCGCCGCGGGCCUUGCUCACCACGCCAGCCUCCCAGGCCUGUGGGACGGAGCCCUCCUCCGCCACGGGCCGUUCCGUUGCCAGAUCCACCCCUCAGGCAAGCCCCUGCGAGACGCCUGUGGAAGCCUCCUUGAAUGGCUGCCCCUCUCCCACGAGGACGCCUGCGCCUCCUGCGACACUGUCAGACGCAGAAGCGGGCACCCCUCCGGGAGAAGAAGGGCCCCCCGCAAGCAGGACGAUGUCUGAAGAUCCAGCCAUCUUCAGCAAGGCGGCCCAGGACCAGCCCGGAGAGGACAGGCAGGGGCAGCUCCUUGUGGCCCAGCAGCCAGAUCCGGGGGUCCCAGGCGGCAGCGCCAGUGAGCAGCAGAGCCCGGCCUGCUCCUCCAUGGACCAGGGAGCGAAGGAGUCGCCUGCCCAAAGAGGGGUGGAGAGCGAGCCAAGCAGCCCGGGGGCAAAGUCGGCACCCCCCAGCAGGCCUUCGGGGCCAGGAGAGAGUCGUUCUGCAGAACUGGGCCAAAGCGAGCGGCACAGCCCAGACUCCACGGCUGCGUCUCCCGCGAGAGUCAAGCUCCUGAAGGAAGUCCCCAGGGAGGACUCCGCAGCGCUGACGUCGCGGGUCAAGAGAGAGCAGGGAGAGAAGCGAUCUGAUCCGGGGAACCAUCCAAUGAAUCUCCUGGCUGACCACAGCCGGGGCUCUGACCUCUCUGACAUUAUGGAGGAAGAGGAGGAAGAGGAGGAGGGAGAGGAGGAGGAAGAGGAAGAGGAAAAAGAGUUGCAGCACUCCGGCAGGCAGGGAGAGGCCAGAUGGAGCCUGGGUGAAUACCACGGCAGAGAAAACGGAGAGAAGCUGGUCCUCGGAGACCCGGACAGCGACGAGGAGCUCCUGGAGCGCGUGGUGGAGGCGCCGUCGCCGGCGAGCCGCAGCAAGGCCCUCUUCAGCAUCCCCGAAGUGGCGGAGGAGGAGGAGGAGGACGACGACGGCUGGGCGCCGGCCCCAGGCAGCCCACGUGCCCCGAGCCCGCCGGGGAGCAGGGCCGCGGGCAGCCUCCCGGAGGCGGCGCUGGGCCCCCCGCGGCGGACGGAGGUGGCCGGGAGCAGCAAUCCUGACCCACUGGGCUGUGCGCCCUGGCAGGGCCCAAUCCACAGCGGGAGAAGGCCCCAGAGGCAACGGCGAGCUGCCUUGGCGCUCAGCAGUUCAGGCGCUGGAAGGAGCCCUUCCCCUGAGCUGAGGGACAGCCGGGGCCCCGCACGGCUCUUCGUGGCCCUCUUCGACUACGACCCCGCCUCCAUGUCCCCCAACGCUGAUGCUGCUGAGGAGGAGCUGCCCUUCCGGGAGGGGCAGAUUCUGAAGGUCUAUGGCCGCAAGGAUGCCGACGGCUUCUACCAGGGGGAGAAUGGCGGGAGGACGGGCUACAUCCCCUGCAACAUGGUGUCCGAGGUCCAGGUGGACAGUGACGGUGUGAGAAAGCAGCUCUUGCAAGAAGGCCACCUUCCUGCCCGCGUGCUGGCAGAAACGUUAGGCAACGGCACAUUUUCUCCGCCUCCGCCUCCACCUCCAUGGCUCCCUGGAAGCCGCCCCCCAAAACCUCGGCGGUCUAAGAAAGUGGCGCAAGACCAGCUGGAGGGGGAAUUCCCGGGGUUCGGAGUGCCUGACAGGCAGGAUCUGAGCUCUGACGAGGACACCCCGAGGACCAUGGUGACCAUCCUCGACUACAGCCCCAGGGAGCGCUCUCCCGACCCGGACACGGAGGGGGAGAUAAAUGGACGAAAGGGCCUUGUUCCAUCCAACUUCCUGCAGGUCACGGCACUGGGAGCAGCACGGCCGGGAGAGCCAAGCCUCGGGAGGCAGGUAAGGAGGUCAGACUGGGCCCAGCAGAGAAGGCAGGUUUUGUGUAGCCCUGCAGAAGCCUGGCAGGGAACUUGUCCUGGGCUCCAACUGUCCCAGUUUAGAAGAGAAAGUCCAGAUUUCCUUGCAAUGAGAGAGCCAUUCUGA
Messenger RNA from Varanus komodoensis (Komodo dragon), 5160 nucleotides. It is a transcript of the gene TSPOAP1, whose product is annotated as TSPO associated protein 1. NCBI's taxonomy places the organism in Eukaryota, Metazoa, Chordata, Lepidosauria, Squamata, Varanidae. The record is from RefSeq and is a predicted model, not a curated record. Bases 1 to 5160 code for a protein of 1719 amino acids. Gene Ontology annotation, molecular function: protein binding. The transcript is spliced from 28 exons. Gene Ontology annotation, biological process: neuromuscular synaptic transmission.